GGCUACUAUACAGACAGACGUGCCAGCCAGCAUGCAAUGCAGCAACGCUGUUGGGCGCCCUUCGACCGAUAUCGACGUAGUGUACGAUCUCAAUCUCUCCCGGUUUUUUGUCUAACAGCUGAUAACGUCGCAUACCGUAUAGGCCCCCUUAAUACUAGAUUGUGUACUGCACAUGCACUGGGCCUGGGGCAGAUUACCUAAAUAAAAUUGAGUGACAAGCUUCGCGGAAUGAUCUUCUCAGUUCCUUGAAAUACCGGUAUCAUCAGUGAUUUUUUCCUGGCACCAUAUUGUACAACGUGACGAACGUACCGACCUGUGGGCGGCUGUGGCCUGUGCACGGUCACUUCAGUUCCGCGAUCCCGGUACUCGGGGGCGCGGCGAGGGGUUAGGACUUAGGUAUACUCGCGGCGAAGCCCCACGCUAGUAGUAGUACCGUACUGCGUGAGAAGUGUUAAGUUGGCCUGGAGUUUUAUCGUGAAGCUGAAGCAGCUGUCCACGAGAUUUCUGCAGUUGCGACUGACUCUACUCCUCGUUUAGCUACUCCAAAGAGAGGAGGAACUGCCACCAAAGAUAGCAGAGGUCCUUCUUUCAUGCCUCUUUGAAUUGAAUGUGGGACAACCUUUUACCUCAGCUUGUGACUCAUGGAUCAUAAUGGACUCUGCCAGAGUGUGAACCAGUCACUUUGGAAGGGGACACACAUCAGAGUAAAGUAAGUCCUUUCCAUAUCUUUUGGGCUUGUCAACAGUAAGGAGGAGAUUUUGAAUGGUUGGCGAUAAUUUUUUUCUGCAAAUACAGUAGAACUUAUAUGUGAAUGAUGAAGACUGUCGACCAAUGUGACUAUUGCAUCAAUCUUCAUGUGAUAUCAGGAAGGAAAGCUUUCAGUCGGAUUAGUGGUGGCCCACAUGAUCACUUAUCAGAAUGCAGUGAAUGUGUGAAUGUUGGUGCAGCCCAAAUUGUAAAGUUUGUAUUAUGGCAGUAUCGUCAAAUGAUUUAUUUGGACCAUCAUCUGUAGGUGUUGUGUGUGAUCUGUGUACUUUCAGAAUGCAGUCUUAUGCUGACUUAUUUCUUUUAACGAGGGACAUUCGGCCUGUAAAUACAGAAGGAGUCUCAUUGAUUGGAGAGUCUUAUUCAAAGUGCAGAGAUACUUUAAUAGCCAGGACAAAAGGCUUGGCAAUAGCAGCGAGGGAAGUGCGGGCACAGCUUGUAAUGGGGCGCCUUAAGGAAGCUGCAAAUGCAAUGAAGCAGUUAUCAGACCUUGUAGUUCAUAUUACUGAAUGUUCCAGUCAUGCUGCUUAUCUUGCUGCAAUUAAUGAUCCUGGGUCAAAGCAGGCAGUACCAGGAAUCAUUGAUCGCUACAAGAUCUCAUGUGCCAAGCUCAACAUUGAGCAUGCUUGCAUGACUCUCCAACACACACCGCUCGUUGAACUUUCCCCAUCUGAUAUUGUAGACCUGUCAGCCGACGUUGCCAGGGAGCUUGGGAUAUUGACCAGUGCCAGCUUACUUGCCAGUGAAGCCAGUGAUGAUGUCUUUCACAAAGAGCAGUUUAAGCUGUCCAUGAAGAGUGUUACAGCAUGCACUAGCUCCCUGCUGGCAAGUAUCAAGCGCUACAAGGUGACGCUCGACGAAAGAAGCCGAACACGCUGCAUCACAUUCUGCAAACCUCUUGUGCAAUCUUGUCAGGCAUUUGUUGAUUAUGCCAGCGAACCUGAACAUUUAGGAACCGUAGCAGACAUCUCAGAGAAUGGAAAGCAAGUACAGACUGCAAUAUUAGGUGGAGGUAUGAGUGUUGCCAGUUCAUGUAUACAGUUGUGUCAUUGUACUAGAGCUGCAGCCUUUGAUUAUAACAAUCCUGAUCUCAUUCAGAGACUAACUGUUUGUUGUACUGCAGUUAUGGAUGGUGCCACCCUACUUGCUCAAGCCCUCCGUGACAGAUCAUCCCCACGAACGAUACCCCCAUCUGCUUCUUGCCCCCAUUUAAAUCAUGCCGAGUAGGCUCAUACCCCGUUUAGAUCUACUAAAACAUGUGGGGUAACCUGGCAGGUUACCUUGCGUCCUCAGUUGUACGCUCUCCUCUCGUUACAAAGGUCAAAGCAUGAGGUAAAUGCAGGGUAAAAGUUAUAGUUGGCCUAGCAUGACACAUCAUAACUUCUUUUAUUCUAUGAGAUCCCUUGUUUGGGCAUAUAUUUAAGGGGUUGCAGAAUAGAAAAUGGAGGUCUUAUGAUUGAUGUGUGCCAUACAGUGGCUGUAAUAAAGAUAGAAUUACAUGAUAGUUCUAAGGAGAAAUAGAUAUUUGAAAGUAUUCAAACAAAGAAUACAAUAGAGGUGAUAGAAAAUAAAGGGAAGGAGAAAACGAAGGAAAUAAUGGAUUAUAGAAGGGAAGAUGAAAGGAUUAGAAAAAGAAAUACAGAAUGGUCAAUAGAAAAUUUAUUAAAGGAGAAUAAGAGGGAGAAUUGCAUAAAUAUAGAGGGGAAAAAAAAGGGAACAGAAAUAAAUCAUUUACAUAGAAGUAAAGACUGAGGAAAAGAUUAAUAAAAAAAUGCAUAAGAAUUGGUAGAUGGUGUGUUUUCCGCUUACUUGAUGUUGAUAAGGACUUUCAUCCUGCUUUUGCCUGAGACGGUUAUCUGGUGUGAUACAGAGUGAUGUUUAUAGAUCCAAACGGGGUGUAGAUGAUUCUUUAUCACAGGUUAAUCCAUAUUCCUAAUGUGAAAAUGAUUAUUUCAUUAACUUGCCACAAAUGUGCUAAUUCCUAAAGAGCAAAAAAAAAGAGCUUGUACAUUUAUAGUUAAUAUGAUGUUAUCAAUAUUUCUAUGCAAAGUUUUAAAAACAGUUUUGAAAUCCACCAUUUGUUGUGUUAGUGCAUGUUUAUUGACUACACUUCCAAACAUACUUCCAGUAGAUGGAAUAAGCAUCUUGUAGAAAUCAAUUGUUUUAUGUGAGCUGUUUUAGAUUUGAUAUACAAUAUUGUAAAAAUUAAUUUCUUUAAUAAAGAAAUGAUUUUGUCAAGUGAGACAGUAUUAUGCAGAUCACAUUCGUGGCAAAAUUGUGUUUGCUUAUGUAGUUUACAAUUUUACAUGCUGACCUCAAAAUAAUAAAAAAUAUAUAUUUUAUGGUUUUUGCUGUUCUUGAUGGUACCUGUACAUAACUGACCCUUCACAGAAUUUACUAUACAGAUUUCAUAGGGCUUCUUGUGUUAUCAAUGUGCUUUCCAGAAAUAACAACACUGCCUGUCGUACAUGUAUACAUGUAUGUGUGCAUGUACAUGUAGGAACACAAGAUUGUUUAAAAUCAGUAGUCUUCACUGCUAAUUUUAUGUUUGUAUUUAAGUACGAAUAUGUAUGAUUGCCUACAACUACUGUACAUGUACUAUACAGUUUGUACCAUUUUGAUCACGCUCUCAAGGGUUCGAUCCUGUACAAUUUUGGAUCUCUUCAUGACUGUCCUGAAGACUCCCAUUUGAGUCAUUCAGGCAUCAUUUCUCAAGACCCUUUAAUAGUAGUUGAAUUCCAGUUCCAAAACCCCCAUUUUGAGAGAGUUGGCUACAUGUAGUUCUCAAUCCCCCCAGUUAACAAAAACAACUUCAAAUUUAUUAGUAUUGUUAAGAAUUUUGGACCCCACCUACAAGUACAUGUACUGUACCUACCCUUUAAUUGUGAAUGGAUUCAAGACCACAUAUAACUUGUAUUUAAAACAUAUCUUAUUACUAUUUGUUCAAGUCUAAUUAGAGGGCACUAAUGCCAAUCAAUAGGGUAUCCACACCCAUUGCGUAUAAUGUAGGCUUUGAUUGAUUAAACCCUGCAAUAUACCACUCCCAUACGUAGUUCAAAUUUGAAUGAAACUUUUGUGAGAAAGAUGAAUUAGAAGGUUUUACUCUCAGAUAAAAAUUGAUAAAGCAUGAAUUGUCCAGCUGUCAUCACUUUUUUGGGGGGAAUUGCUGGAUUGGUUAAAACUUUACCUGAAUCCAAUCGCAUUGUACAGAUUCUGGUGUUCAGAAUCCAUGGGUCUAGCAUACAUCAUAGGUAGAAUGUUAAUUCCAUGGGUACUGUUUUUGGCUGGAAACUACUGUACAUGUUUAUAUAUGUAUGGUACAACUAUACAUCCAUGUACAUGAUUUCAAUUACUAUAUUUUCAAGAUGAAUUUGUACAGUACUUACAUUGUUUCUUCCUUCAUGUCAGAUGGUUAUCCCUUUGUCAAUUACGCAAAUGAUCAAACAUAAGGUUCUUUUAUUUUAAUUUUGUGGAAGGAACUACAGGAUGAAAAACACUGUAGCCAUGGUAUCAGUACUAUACUCUUGCCCUUUUUGCCUUUCAUGCUUUUCAUGUUUUGGCAGAAUAAAACUGAAAAAUUUGGUCAACUCUUUGUUUCUCAGAUAACUUCUAGGUGUUGAAAGUAGCAAUGUUCUCAGUUUCUGAAAUUUAAUUUCUAUGCACGAUACAUUAUAUUGAUCAAUUCAGGAAUAAUAGCCAUCCUUAUUUGAUCAUCGGCAACAUACAUUUCUUUCUUUCAUAUUUUCAGUUUCCUCUUAAAGGAAAACAAAACCUGUGGAACAAGAUACAUGUAUCUUGUGCAAACUCGGAAAAAAUCAAAGAAACAGAUCAACAAAAGUUUGAG
This is a messenger RNA of Lytechinus pictus (painted urchin), 4609 nucleotides long. Its product is annotated as talin rod domain-containing protein 1-like. The coding region runs from base 928 to 1992 and encodes 354 amino acids. Gene Ontology annotation, molecular function: actin binding. The record is from RefSeq and is a predicted model, not a curated record. Lineage: Eukaryota; Metazoa; Echinodermata; Echinoidea; Temnopleuroida; Toxopneustidae. The transcript is spliced from 2 exons.